UGUCACCUCUAUGACCUGCAGCAAAACAAAAAGAGCAAUAUAUUUUAGGAAUCUGGAGAUCGUGGUGACCGAGAGGAAAUACGGCGAUUUGGAGAAGCAACCACCCAAGGAGCAACUGCAUCCAAUGCACCAGUCGCAUUUGGCCCGUGAAAUCGCUGGUUGCGAGCAGCAAGUGUCCCGUUCCCGAUUAAGAUUCCGGUCCAGCUUUCGAUCCAACGCCAUGUCCGCUUCUCGGACGGAUUCCAGCCGCCGGUGGCUGUGAUGGAGCGCUAGGUUGUGGCCAGGAUGUGGCCAGCCGCCCUGUCCCGCCUGCUGAGACGUCGCAUUGUGUACAUUGUGCUGGUGGUGCUGCUGCUCGUCUACGGAUUUGGACACCUCUUCGAUCGGGACUCCUUUGCCGGUCUGCACUAUGACGAGCACGUGGUGCAGCGCACCCGCCCGCUGCUGUGGACGCAGCAGCUCCUGGCGCCCGAGGAGCAGCUCAAUCGGACGCGCGCCGAUCCGGAGGUGCGCUGCCGCAACUCCGUGCAGGGUCGCCGGCUGCUGGCCGACGAGCGUGGAUUCGUGUGCCGACGGGAGGAGGUGCUGACCAGCGGCUGCUGCAAUCUGGAGCUGCCCGGCAUUGGCUACUACAGCUGCCGCACCUGCAACACCAGCACCCACUGCUGCGCCGUAUACGAGUACUGCGUCUCCUGCUGCCUGCAUCCCGGCCAGCAGCCGCUGCUGGAGCGCGUCCUGCGUGCGCCCAACACGCCCAAAUACAUCUUCGCCAGCGUGACGGACCACUUCGAGCUGUGCCUGGUCAAGUGCCGGACGAACUCGCACUCCGUGGAGCACGAGAACAAGUACCGCGAUGCGGCGGCCAAGCAUUGCUACGGUCUCACCGAGGCGCACGAGUCCCAGCGGGAUGUGGCGCCCAAGGGAGCCAGUCGCAGCUGACCACUGGUCACUGCUCCUCCUCCUCCUCCUGCCCUUCCGCCCAAUGCAGUUCAAUUUGUUCUGUAAGGAAGUUCUUGGCCAAAAAGAUUGAGCCUUACCUCGAACUAGAAAUUAGGAAAAUUAUUAGUAACCAUUUAAGCUGGCUAGUUGGCAAUAUUGUACGUAAGUCAGGGAUCACUUUGGGCUUGUAUGAUAAAUCUGUUCUGCAUUAUACAAAAAAAGAAAUUAGUUUAAUUUUCAUAGAAACAGCCAUUUUUUUGUAUGUACCUAUGUCAAAUGAAAUGUAAGAAACAUGACUAUCGAAUUUAGUUUUUAAUUUCAAAGGCAAUUUGAAUGGGUUUGAUUUAAUUCAUUAUCUAGCAACAUUGUAAAUAUAUAAUCGUUUGCUAUAAGCAGUAGAAGUGCAAUUUGUGUUUAGUAUUUUAGACUCAUUGAUAUAAGUAGUGCUCAAUUGUGUUAAUAAAUGGGCUUAAUUUUUUUUUUUAUUAAAAAAGACUAAUUUUGUCAACCAAUAUAUGUCUCUCUUUAUUAUAACCCAACUUGCUUAUAAAACUAGUCUCUGGUUUUUUAGAUGUACAUUGUACAUACAUACGUAAACUAGUUGGUUAAGUGUCCAAAAUGUUGUAAAUAAAUAAAAAGUAUAAGCUUUA
Messenger RNA from Drosophila gunungcola (fruit fly), 1589 nucleotides. Its product is annotated as SREBP regulating gene protein. The transcript has 3 exons. The record is from RefSeq and is a predicted model, not a curated record. Gene Ontology annotation, biological process: positive regulation of SREBP signaling pathway. NCBI's taxonomy places the organism in Eukaryota, Metazoa, Arthropoda, Insecta, Diptera, Drosophilidae. The coding region runs from base 286 to 939 and encodes 217 amino acids.